Mercenaria mercenaria is the source of this 3834-nucleotide messenger RNA. Its product is annotated as leukotriene A-4 hydrolase-like. Gene Ontology annotation, cellular component: cytosol. Gene Ontology annotation, molecular function: zinc ion binding; metallopeptidase activity; epoxide hydrolase activity. The record is from RefSeq and is a predicted model, not a curated record. Gene Ontology annotation, biological process: peptide catabolic process; proteolysis. NCBI's taxonomy places the organism in Eukaryota, Metazoa, Mollusca, Bivalvia, Venerida, Veneridae. The transcript has 17 exons. Bases 168 to 2021 code for a protein of 617 amino acids.
GGAAAGAUAAUAAAUAAAACAAAAUGAAUAAAAGUCUUCUGAGAAAUUAUAUGAUUAUACUUCCUUGUGAUUUUUAAAUUCCAAGAAAGAAUAUUUUACUUAGUUCCUACAGAUCUUGAAUUUAUGUUUUAAUACUCGAGUAGCCAGUUGCUUGAGGAUACCUCAGAAUGGCACCCCGCAAGGGCCUCAGUGAUACAGAUCCAACAUCAUUCUCAAAUCCAGAUAAAGUGGUUGUCACAGACAUUGAUCUAGAUCUUGAGGUGGACUUCAAACGUCAUGUUCUAGCUGGUGUGGUUAAUCUCUCUCUUAAAAAGCUUAUUGAUGGUGUAGAUACAGUGAUUUUAGAUACGCGUGAUGUGACAGUUCACAGUGUGAUAGAUAAACAGACAGGUCAACAGCUUGAAUUUGUUUUGGGAGAGAAAUUGCCAGCUUUUGGAUCAAAGCUGGAAGUAAGACUACCGACAACAGCUCAAAAAAGUUGUGAUAUUACCAUAAAGUAUGAGACUUCACCAGAAUGUAGUGCCCUGCAGUGGUUACGUCCAGAACAAACUGCUGGAAAAAGACAGCCAUACCUGUUCAGUCAGUGUCAGGCUAUACACUGCAGAAGUAUGAUUCCUUGUCAAGAUACACCAUAUGUUAAAUGUCCAUACACAGCAAAGAUUACAGCUCCCAGUGAAAUCAAGAUUUUAAUGAGUGCAUUGCUGGAGAAGUCCGAGCCAAGUCCAGAUACUGGGAAGACUGUGUACAGUUUCAGACAGAAAACACCAAUGCCAAGCUAUCUCAUUGCCAUUGUAGGUGGAGAUAUUGUCUCCAGGAAACUGGGACCAAGAAGUCACGUAUGGUCAGAGCCAGAAUUAGUGGAAAGAUCAGCAUUUGAGUUUGAUGAGACUGAGAAAAUGUUAAAAACAGCUGAGGAUCUGCUUGGCCCCUAUGUUUGGGGUCACUAUGAUCUUUUGGUACUACCCCCAUCUUUCCCAUAUGGUGGAAUGGAAAAUCCUUGCCUCACCUUCGUGACUCCAACAUUGCUGGCAGGAGAUCGUUCUCUGGCAGAUGUUGUAGCGCACGAGAUUUCCCAUAGUUGGACUGGCAAUCUGGUAACAAAUAAAACAUGGGAUGAUUUCUGGCUGAAUGAAGGAAAUACAAAGUUUGUGGAGAGAAAGAUUGUAGGAAAUCUUAAAGGAGGUGAAAAAUUACGACAGUUUCUUGCACACAAAGGCUGGACUAUAUUGACUGAAACAGUUGAUGUACUGGGUAGGGAGCAUGCCUAUACAAAGUUGGUACAGGAUACAAGAGGUGUAGACCCCGAUGAUUCAUUCUCUUCCAUACCUUACGAGAAAGGACACGCCUUUCUGUUUUACCUUGAACAGCUCCUUGGAGGACCAGAUGUAUUUGAGCCAUUUAUGAAAGUAUAUAUAGAGAACUUCAAAUACAAGUCAAUAACAACAGCAGACUGGAAAGAUUUUCUUCUCUCGUACUUCCAUGAACAGACUGCAGCAGGAGUAUUUGACAAUGUGGACUGGGACGGUUGGUUGUACGGGGUAGGGAUGCCGCCAGUCAGACCUAGAUACGACAUGACUAUGGCUGAGAGUUGCGAGACACUUGCUAGGAGAUGGUUAGAUAGUAGUGAGGAACAGCUUACAGAUUUCACCUACAGUGACAUAGAAAAAUUCUUACCUGUACAAACUGAACAGUUCCUUGCAACAUUCCUAAACCACACACCACUGUCACAUGCCAAAAUUGUCAAAAUGAGGGACACAUACAAAUUCAGUGAAGUUCAAAACUCAGAAAUUAAAUUCCGGUGGUUACGUGUGUGUAUUCGAGCGCAAUAUGAACCUGCAAUACAGCCAGCAUUACAGUUUGUUACAGAGCAAGGCAGAAUGAAAUUUGUGAAGCCAAUUUACAGGGAUUUAUACAACUGGGAAACAAGCCGGGCUCAAGCCAUAUCCACAUUUGAAGCAAACAGGAACCAGAUGCAUAGUACUACAGCGAACACAGUUGCAAAAGUCCUGUAUCCAGAAUAAGUCAUUUCAUCGACAUUAUUCACAGAUAUACUAGUUAUUUUAAUCAGUAUUGACAUUUUUAGAGAGAAGUUCAGAAGUCGAAUGUAAACAGAUUUUUUGACAUUGACGGUGCAAGUGUAUUAAUUAAAACAACUGUUACUGAUAAAAACAAAGAUACUGCUGUUCCAUAUCAUUAUUUUCUGAAACAGAAAUCAGUAAUUUUAUGCUUCAGUGUUAAAGACCAUGGAGGCAAAGUUUUCAAAUAGUCUGCCAAUCAUUCUAUCUAUCCAUCUUAACCUUUACCCUGCUAAAUUUCCAAAAUGGAUUGGUCCAUCUUUCAAUUUGGGCAGUACCAUUUAUUAUUUCAAGGGGCGUUGACUGAAAAUUUACUGACUGAACAGUGAACACUGGCCGCAAAGGCAUUAUCAUUUGCCGCCAGUAGGCUAAAGAUUAACAUUCUUGUUUACUACUAGACAUGUCAAACAAUCAAGAUUGGUCUUAAACCUUCAUAAAAACAGUAUUUAAGAAGUGAUGUUGCACAGAUCUGGUCACAUGAAAUUAAAUUGUCAAGAUUUUUUUUUAAAAAGUGAUAUUUUCAUCACAUUGCCAUACCUUAACUUGGCUUAUCUGUAUGCCAUGUUGUUGUUCUGUACACAGUUGACAAUGACAUUAUUUUGGAACAUAUUUUGUAUUACCAAUACAUGUACUUAAAAUGUUCAUACUUUUUUUUGAAAAAUACAAACUGGCCACAUUGUCAUUAACAAAAUAACCUCGGAAAUCAAAAAAGUUUAACUAAAGAUAAAUGAAAAUAUCAAUUUGUAGGCUGAGAACUAAAUAUACCCCAGUAUUCAUUAAGCAGAAAGUAUUUGGUCAGAAAUCUAUUGAAAAGAUUUAUUAAAACAGCAUAUUUGAUUUUAGAAGAUUGUCUUUAUGACUGUCUUUUAUACGACUGUUUCUUGAAAGACAUUAAACCCAAACACACACACUGUCCUUCUUAUUACAAUGUUUUUGUGUUGUUCAAAUUUAUAAUUCAUAUUCAUCUGUUUGUUUAGGGAGAUGGGAUUAAAAGUGUGAAAAAUGUGUGAAAAAAAGUGUGAAAAAUGUGUGAAAAAAGUGUGAAAAAUGUUGUUAAAUUUUACUGAUUAAAGAAGUACAUGUAUUUUCUUUUUUAUGUUUAUUUUUCAUUGUGCGAGGGACCGUCACCCAUCUACUUCCAUCUAGAAUGUCAUUAUUACACAUUUGGAACAGGGAUAUAGUCUUGUUUUUGCUUCAUAUUUUAUUUCUGAAUCUCUGAAUUGUUUGAAUACAUUCCAAAUCAGACUUUCAUGAAGAUUUUUAAUUAUUUCCUUGAUUUUUGCUUAGAAACAAAUUGCAAGAAAAAAUGCAUUUUUUUUCAUGUAAUGCAAAACAUUACCAUUGUUUUUUGUUUUUGUUUUUUUUUCAUUUUAUAUCAGUUAUCAGAAUUGUGUAAAAUGCAAAAUGCAUAUUAUGUCAUGUACAUGUAGGAUAGAAAGACAAAUAAAAUAUUUUUGCUAGUGCAGUGAUGAAAGGUAAGGGCACCAUUAUGACACUCGGCAAUUUCCUUACGAUUCCAUUAUUCUCAUUAGGCAGUUCUGCAUUCUCUGGUCCUAGUUCGACACAAACAGGACUUUCUGUGUAAUACAGAGAAUGCCGAAUUUGGCGAUUGACAUUACUGGUCAAAAGAAGAGUGACAAAACAUAUAUGAUUUGUUUAAGAUUUUGUUUUUCCAUGUCUGUUCUUCAUUUCUACAUUCUGAAGUUGUGUUUUUUUAUAUUAUUAAGCUGAAUAAUAAAACUUUAAAUAUUAUAUAUCA